This is a messenger RNA of Penicillium canescens, 1557 nucleotides long. RefSeq lists its product as uncharacterized. Gene Ontology annotation, cellular component: site of polarized growth; extracellular region; cell surface. Gene Ontology annotation, biological process: fungal-type cell wall organization; establishment of cell polarity; hyperosmotic response. Bases 1 to 1557 code for a protein of 518 amino acids. The record is from RefSeq and is a predicted model, not a curated record. The transcript has a single exon. Lineage: Eukaryota; Fungi; Ascomycota; Eurotiomycetes; Eurotiales; Aspergillaceae. Gene Ontology annotation, molecular function: osmosensor activity.
AUGACAAGCUCCGAAUCGGAAUUCUUUGACCUAUUGGGCCUGACUGAUAAGGCAUCCACUGGAAGCAGCACCACUUCAAAACCAUCCUCUGACACUUCAAAGUCACCCUCUGGCGCUUCUAGUCUGUCUACUAUUCCAGUUGCCUUGCUUGUUUACACAACUCCCUUUCUCUCACCCACUCCCGCUCUCAUUGGGACUUCAGUUUCUGGUGGAAUGCUCGACGAACACCUAUCCGGCGUAGAAUCUCUGCUUAGUGCUGAACCCCCAGAGGCUAGUUUCACUGCCCCUAGUGUGACAGCGUCGAUGCUUGACGGCAGUCUGUUGUCGUCAAAAUCGACCGUUCUCAAUCCUGCUUUGAGUUUGGGGGAUAGUGCCACUGCUUUUUUCCUGACCCCAACCGCCACCAGUGGAGCGAUUCCGAUACCAAAGUCCUUCAACUUGGGUUAUAAUUCCCCCAUUGUUUCUAAAUUUGACACUAGCCCUGGAACUGAUUUUGGCACUGGCGCAUGCUCUAGUACCACGUCGGCUACACUCUCGGGAAUCACCGCCUCUGUUUCUAAGAACGAUUCUCCCAACACUUCUGUCUCCCUACAUGGAUCAACCAGUGAUGUGGAUAUAACCAAGCUCCGUGUAAAGACAGAGUCUUUUCAAUCUAAGCUGGCCACGCCUUCCAACUCCGACGAUAAUGACUGGAUGCCAUCGACCCUCCUUUUACUGCCUAGCGUUCCAUUCAUCGAAAGUUCGACUUCCGGUCUGACCGGGAAGCCCAAGAAAACUCCUCUUCCUUACUCUAUCACCCCGUCGGACGAAGUAACCGAGGCUCCUUCCGACUCGAUCCUGCUUCAGCUUGGAUUCGACAGCCAGCUGCCGUGGCCAUUUGUUGCAACAACCCCUCUGUCAUCAUCGCAGAUAUUUAAAUACACCCCUCAGGCUAUUGAGAAUGCUUUGCCACCUCACCCUGCCAAGGAUAUCCCAGUUAUGUUUGCACUUCAGCCUUACUAUAAUUGGCAAACCGCCGGCUAUAACGCCACCCUUGCAAUCUUCUACUUCCCUCGUGACAAAGUCAACACAGUAAGGGGUCUCAAGGUCAACCCUAACUCUGCUCUUUACAAUCAGACAAAUAAGAAUAUCAAGUCACUAAUGGCCAUGGUUGACCCGACAAUUCCUCUCGAGUUCUCCGGUAAUUAUCCCAUUGGUGACAGCAACUCAACUGCCGACGGCGGCGGCACAGGUAGUGGUCACAAUGGUGGCCCGGUGAGUGGUAAUGUCAACAGUGAUGGCUCAGCCAGUAAUUUCAAGGUCAACGCUAGCUCCAUAGGAGUUGGCAUCGGGGCUGUGGCCGGUGCUGGCGCUUACGGUGCCGGUAUGUUCUGGGUUGCCCGUCACUAUCGCAAGAGGAAGCAGUUUCACCAGCGCUCCGGCUCUACUGAGAGUCACAUGGGACAGGGUAAUUCAGGUUCUGGUCGGCGUGCCCACAGCCAGGUCAUCCGUGGACAUGGUCGCUCUCAAAAGAUCAGCGCGCCGACCAUGGCGGAAAACUCGCUAGGGUGGGACUAG